AUUGUCCCCCCCCGUUUCCAAGAGGCAAUGGUUUAAUCUGUUAAUAAUAUGCAGGCAGCUUCCUCUUGCUAAAGCCAAUCCCGUCAUGUUUCCUCGCGGCUGGUAGAGUUGGUUUUUUCCUCUUUUGUUCCUCCCCGUCCGGAGGUGGACUUGGUUUCGUCCGCCCCGCUCCCCUUCCCUGUGGGGCCACAGCUUGUUCCUGCUGUUGCGGUGGGCGGCAUGGCGCUCUCCCUUGCAGCUUCUGGCGGUGGGCUGCAGGGUUUUCUUUCGCAGCUGCACGACACCCUUCAGAACUCAGACCCCGGCAGCGCCGCGCUCCACGGCUGCGGUUUAAUUCGCUCUUUAGCGGAGUCGUGUGUCAUUAGCAGUGGAGACGACAUCCUGGCCUUGCAGAUUUCACUGGUGUUUUCUAAAGAAAAUGGACUACUAUCAUUUAUUCGUAAGUCGCUGAAAGUUGAAGAUUUUAGAGAAUGCAGAGAAGAAGCAUUAAAAUUUAUUCUUGCCUUUGUGGAAAAGAUUGGCCCCAAAGUUCAGCCUUAUGCACAAGAUGUGAAGGGGAUAUGUGUUACUGUUUAUACAAAAGACAGAUCAGCAAAAUGUGGAAUCCCAGCUCUAGAGCUACUGAUCAAGCUGCUUCAAAAGUUACCGAAAGCAAUGGAAUGCAUGAAGAUUGGAGAAAUCUUUAACAAAUUUUAUGGAGAAAUUGCUAUAAAAAGCAAAGUGCCUGAUACAGUGUUGGAAAGGAUUUAUGAGCUCUUGGGAGUCUUGGGUGAAGUUCAACCUAGUGAAAUGAUUGACAAUUCUGAAAAACUGUUCCGCGCUUAUCUGCUAGAAUUAAAAGUACAGAUGACUUCUGCAACAAAGCAACCUAAGUUCCCUAUUGUAGCAGGGUGCCUGAAAGGACUGACUGCACUUAUGAAUAAUUUUACCAAAUCCAUGGAUGAAGAUCCCCGAACAUCAAAAGAGAUCUUUGAUUUUGCAGUGAAGGCAAUAAGUCCAAAGAUUGAUUUAAAAAGAUAUGCAGUGCCUCUUGCUGGUCUACAUUUAUUCAGUAAGCACGCUGUUCAGUUCAGCACUUGUCUUUUAGACAAUUAUGCCUCCUUGUUUCAAACAAUGUCCAAAUGGUGUGGCCAUCAAAAUGCAGAAGUCAAGAAAGCUGGUCAUUCGGCGUUGGAUUCAUUUCUUAAACAGAUUUCAUCAAUGGUUGCCAAAGAUGUUGAAAUGCAUAAGAGCAAGUUACACUUCUUUAUGGAAGAAUUUUAUGGUAUCAUCAGAAAUACGGAUGCCAGCAACAAAGAACUCUCCAUUGCUAUUCGUGGUUAUGGACUAUUUGCAGCGCCUUGUAAAGUUAUCAGUCCAAAGGAAGUUGAUGUCAUGUAUGUGGAACUCCUUCAGCGCUGUAAGCAAAUGUAUCUAACUGAGGCAGAAACAAUUGAUGAUCAUGUGUAUCAGCUCCCAAGCUUUCUUCAAUCCAUUGCAAGUGUUAUAUUCCACUUGGACACUAUUCCAGAGAUAUACACUCCAGUUCUUGAACGUCUUAUGAUAGUUCAAAUAGAUAACUUCCCGCAAUAUAGUGCCAAGAUGCAAACAGCAUGUUGUUGGUCUAUUGUGAAAGUAUUUUUGGCUUUGGCAGCAAAAGGCCCGGUACUGUGGAGUUUUAUGAGCACUGUCGUGCAUCAGGGUUUAAUCAGAAUUUGUUCAAAACCACUGGUCUUUUCAAUGGAUUUUUUGGGGAAGAAUAUUUCCACAUCAGAAGAAUCAAAUUCAUCUGGAGAAGUAAGGACUGGGAAAUGGAAAGUGCCUACAUAUAAGGAUUACCUGGAUCUCUUUAGAACCUUACUUAGUUGCGAUACAAUGAAGGACAUGCUGUUGGCAGAUGAAGCCUGUUUAACUGAAAAUUCACCACUACAGUCUCUAAAUCAUCUGUUAUAUGAUGAACUCAUUAAAUCUGUCAUAAAAAUAAUUGGUAAACUGGAUCUUACUGUUCAGAAACAGAAUAUUAAGGAAGAGAAGGAUGGAAGUGAAGGGGAUGCCCAUCUGACAAUUCCUACCUCUGAUCCAGCUGCAAACCUUCAGCCAUCUAAGCCUAAAGACUAUUCAGCCUUCAUUAACUUAGUGGAAUUUUGCAGAGAGAUCCUCCCAGACAAGCAUAUUAAAUAUUUUGAACCAUGGAUUUAUUCAUUUGGCUAUGAACUGAUUUUACAGGCCACACAUUUAUCUUUUAUUAGUGGAUUUUAUAAGCUGCUUUCCAUUGCGAUGAAAAUUGCAAAGAAGACUAAAUAUUUUGCGGAUGUCAGUCCAGAGAGUACGAAAAAAUGUCCUGAAGACCCAGAGAAGUGUUCCUGUUUUGCAUUAUUUUCCAAAUUUGGAAAAGAGGUAACUGCAAAAAUGAAGCAGUACAAAGAUGAAUUAUUGGCAUCUUGUCUGACUUUUGUGCUUUCUCUGCCAUAUAACAUCAUUAUGCUUGAUAUCAAAGCAUACAUUCCUGCUUUACAGAAUGCUUUUAAACUGGGUCUUAGCUACACUCCAAUGGCUGAUGUGGCACUGGACGCACUGGAGGACUGGUCAGCCCACAUUCCCAGAUACACUAUUCAACCUUAUUACAAAGACAUUGUGCCUUGCCUUGAUGGUUAUUUGAAAACUUCUGCAUCAGCAGGUGAAUCUCAGAAUAAUUUGGAAGUGAAGAAACUUUCCAAAGCCAUCCAGAAAGGAAUGAACAAAGUAGUUAUUCAGCAUCUCAAAAAAUCAAAGAAUAUUGAAUUGGAGGAAGAUCCGUCUUUAGAAGCAGUAAGAGCUAGAGUUGUACGCCUUCUUGGAACUUUGGGAGGACAAAUCAAUCGGAAUUUAAUUACAGCUGCUUCUGCAGAGGAAAAGAUGAAAAAAUUUGUAUCCUGGGAUAUAGAGAAGCAUCUGAAUUUUGCAGUUCCAUUUGCUGAUAUGAAGCCUAUUAUAUACUUGGAUUUAUUCUUGCCUCGGGUCACUGAAUUGGCUCUUUGUGCUAGCGACAGACAAACCAAGGUUGCAGCUUGUGAACUGUUGCACAGCAUAGUUAUGUUCAUGCUGGGAAAAGCUUCUCAAAUACCUGAAGGUCACGAGAAUUCCCCACCAAUGUUUCAUUUGUAUAAACGUAUGUUUCCUGUACUGCUUCGACUUGCUUGUGAUGUUGACCAGGUUACAAGACAACUCUAUGGCACUUUAGUAAUGGAAUUAAUUCAUUGGUUCACAAACAAUAAAAAGUUUGAAAGCCAAGACACUGUUACACUACUGGAAGCAAUUUUGGAUGGGAUAGUGGAUCCUGUAGACAGUACUUUGAGGGACUUUUGUGGUCAGUGUGUCCAUGAAUUUUUGAAAUGGUCCAUUAAGCAAACUACUCCACAGCAGCAAGAGAAAAGUCCAGUGAACACCAAAUCUCUUUUUAAGAGGCUGUACAGCCUUGCUCUCCACCCUAAUGCUUUCAAACGGCUAGGAGCUGCCCUUGCUUUCAACAACAUUUACCGAGAGUUUAGAGAAGAGAAUGCUCUGGUGGACCAGUUUGUUUUUGAAGCAUUGGUUGUAUAUCUGGAAAGUCUGGCCUUGACACAUGGAGAUGAGAAGUCUUUAGGUACAAUUCAACAAUGCUGUGAUGCUAUUGAACACCUCAAGCGUAUCAUUAAGCAUAAAGCAUCUACUUUGAACAAAAAAAACACUCGGAGAUUACCUCGGGGAUUUCCAUCUAGAUAUAUUUGUUUAGAGGAUGUUGUCAUGUGGCUUUUGAAACAGUGUGGACAACCCCAAACUGAAUGCCGGCACAAAGUCAUGGAACUAUUAUUUGAAUUUGUUCCAUUAUUGCCAGGAAACCCAUCUCCAUCUUCAUGGUUGGGCAAUGUUCUCCAGAAAGAAGGAAUCUAUUUUCUCAUAAAGAAAUUUGAAGGAGGAGGAUGUGAGGGUGAAAAUGUCUCUGGAAUCUUAUCUCAUCCAACCCUCUAUGAGUUGCAAGGGAGUUUUAGUUUGCGAGCUGUUGAACAAUGGAUGGAUAUGCUUCUAGCUGCCUUAGACUGUUACAAUACCUUUAUUGAACAGGGAAUGAUAAAACCAAGUGAGACCUUAGCUACAAACACAGGGUCUUCAUUUUUAAAAUCAUUGGAGUUCUUCCUUGGUAAAAUUGCCUUGUACAAUAUAUCUGGUGCAGAGCAAUGUUUUAGCAGUGCAUCCAAAGAUGAUACGUUGUUGAGCCCACAAGAAAUAGAAGAAUACAAUUACAGCAAAUGUACAAUUAUAGUUCGGAUUAUGGUUUUUGGCAGCAUGAUUUUGGAGACUCACCAGCAACAUUUAUGGAAGAUGCUUGAGAAAGAGCUGCUUAAUGAGAAUCUAAUAAAACUUGUUGUGAAAACCAUUUGUGACCCAAAAAGCGUAGGCUUUAAUAUAGUUGAUGUACAAGUUAUGGAAAAUCUCCCAAAUAUUUGUGUGAGGCUAGUAAAAGCUUUAAUGAACUCUCCCUAUAAUGAAUCUUUAGAGAAUCGUAUCAAAGAAAUAAUAACCAUGCAAAGCGUUGAAGAGCUUUGCACUGUUGAUUUGUACAAUCCAGAAGCCCGGCUGGAUCACAUUAGAUACGUAUCCAUUCUUUCUGCCUGCAGACAGCUUCACAAGGCUAAUGUAUUGCACUGUAUCUUGCAAUAUAAGGGUGCAGAUCUUCAUUUUGAAACUGGUUCUAAGCUCCUUUUAGUAGUGUACAAAGGUAUUGCACCAGGAGAUGAAAGAAGGUCCCUUCCUUCGUUAAACAUCAGCAGUAAACAAUUAGCUGAAGGACUUCUGCAUUUGGCUUUUGCUUUUGGUGUUCGGUGCACAGAGCUGGUGAGCCUCUUGUUGAAUACAUUGAUGUUAUCUGUACCAUUGUCUGGAGCAGCCCAAGAAAGUCUUAUCAACUUUUCUCAUGGAGAAUAUUUCUACAGUCUCUUCUUAGAAAUCAUUAACCGGGAGUUGUUGAAAAAUCUGGAAAUUGCUGUACUUGAGCUUAUGAAAUCAGCUUUAGAUAGCCCCAAAAUGGUUAGUACAGUUUUGAAUGGUAUAUUGGAUCAAAGCUUUAAAGACCGUUCUACUUGCAAACAACAAGGAGUAAAACUAGUAGCUGCUAUUUUAAAAAAUUGGGGACAUCUUGAUCACUGGUGGGCCAAAGAUGCUUCUCCUGAGAGCAAAAUGUCUGUUUUGACCCUAUUGGCUAAAGUUCUGCAGAUUGACUCUUCAGUGUCAUUUACUCAUCAUGAGGCAUUUCCCCAUGUUUUUAAUACAUACACAAGUCUGCUUGUUGACCAGAAAUUGGGUCUAAAUCUCAAGAGUCAAGCAAUUAUUAUUCUGCCAUUCUUCACUAAACUUGUCGGAGAAGGACUUUGUAGUCUUAAGCAUGCACUUGAUAAAUUUGUAGCAUAUAAUUUCCCUUCGACAUCAGAUGAGUUUCCUAAGAGAACUUUAAAGUACAAUAACUAUGUGGACUGCGUAAAAAAAUUUUUAGAUGCACUAGAACUAUCCCAGAAUUCUACAUUGUUGGAGCUGAUGACAGAAAUUCUUUGUAGGGACCAUAAGCAUAUAAUGGAGGAAUUAUUUGAGAUUAACUUCAAAAGAAUUGCCAAAAGGGGCAGCUGUGAAAAGCAAGUGCUGUUGUUGGAUACUGUGCAUCAGAUGUUCCAGAGUGAAACCCAUUGCUCAAAUACAACCCGACAAGCUUAUGUAGAUCGAUGUCUUCUCAUUCUGUUGCUUCACUGCAGUUUAGAUGCAUUGAAACAAUUUCUAAGUAAGAUUAUCAUAGAAGCUAUGGAUACACUGAAGUCCAGGUUUACAAAGUCAAAUGAAACUUCUUUUGAAACCCAGCUAAUCAAGAAAAUAAGCUAUUACAAGAUUCUAGAAGUUAUGUACUCCCGUCUGUCUAAAGAAGAUGUAUAUUCUAAAGAUUCUGAAAUUAACCACGCUUUUCAGCCUUCUACCCAUGUAGAAGGGAAUGAACUUACAAAAACACUUAUAAAGUCCUGUUAUGAUGCCUUUACAGAAAACAUGUCGGGUGAAACACAGUUGUUGGAAAAGAGGAGGCAGUUUCAUUGUGCUGCAUAUAAUUGUGCCAUUGCAGUUAUCAGCCAUGUCUUCAAUGAAAGUAAAUUCUAUCAAGGUUUUCUGUUCACUGAAAAACCAGACAAAAAUCUGCUUAUUUUUGAAAAUUUAUUAGACUUGCAGCAUCGCUAUUCAUUUCCCAUAGAGAUUGAGGUUCCUCUGGAAAAGAAAAAACGCUAUAUAACCAUUAGGAAAGAAGCCAGACAAACAAUGAGUGGGGAUUCAGCUGAACCACACUAUUUAGCAUCUGCAUCAUAUAUGGUAGAUAGCAGUUUAAGUGAAGAAAUGAGUCAAUUUGAUUUCUCAACUGGAAUGCAGAGUUUUUCAUACAGCUCUGAAGAUCCUACCAGUUCUGAUUCUCACGUCAGGAAAAAGGAGAUUACAGAUACUGAGGUUCCAGAUGAUGUGAUGGAGUUAGAAAUGGAUGAGCUCAAUCAACACGAGUGCAUGGCUUCUAUGACAACCCUACUCAAACAUAUGCAUAGAAAUAAUAUCACACCAGUAGUAGAAAAAGGUACAAAUGCACCUGAACUUCCUCCAUGGAUGAAAUUUUUGCACAGCAAACUGGGAAACUCUACUGUUCCUCUAAAUAUCCGUCUCUUUGUAGCAAAACUCAUUGUGAACACAGAGGAAGUUUUCCAGCCUUAUGCAAAGUGGUGGCUGGGUCCUUUACUGCAGCUGGUCGUUUCUGGAGAUAAUGGAGGAGGUGGAAUACAUUACAUGGUGGUGGAGAUAGUGGUCACUCUGCUUUCAUGGACUAAUGUGGCAACUCCUAAUGGCAACAUAAAGGAUGAAAUCUUGGCAAACAGGUUGUUGGAGUUCCUAAUGAAAAAUGUGUUUCAUCAGAAAAGAGCAGUAUUUAGACAUAACCUGGAAAUAAUCAAGACAGUAAUAGAGUGCUGGAAGGAGUGUCUGACCAUACCUUACAGGAUAAUAUUUCAACAAUUUUCUGGUGGAGAUCCUAAUACAAAAGACAAUUCAGUAGGAAUUCAAUUACUAGGAAUUGUUCUUGCUAAUAAUUUACCUCCAUAUGAUCCAAAGUGUGAAAUAGAUAGUAUAAGUUAUUUCCAAGCUUUGUCUAACAACAUCGCUCUGAUAAGAUACAAGGAAGUAUAUGCUGCUGCCGCUGAAGUACUGGGACUCGUUCUUCAGUACAUUGCUGAGAAAGAAAAUACAUUUGAAGGUCCAGUUUAUGACAUGGUCAUAAAACAAUUAAAGCUGCAUCAGAAUACCAGAGAGGACAAAUUUAUUGUAUGCCUGAAUAAAAUCACAAAGAGCUUCCCUCCCCUUGCUGAUAGAUUUAUGAAUUUUGUGUUCUUUCUGCUACCAAAACUUCAUGGAGUAAUGAAAACUCAUUGUUUGGAAGUAGUCAUGUGCCGUGCUCAAGAAACAGCUGAUAUGUACUUAGAGUUGAAGAGUAAGGAAUUCACUCAAGUUAUGUGCCACAGAGAUGAUGAAAGGCAAACGAUAUGCUUAAAUAUUGUGUACAAGAUGUUACCUAAGCUGAAACCAGCUGAAGUAUUAGAACUACUUCCUUCAGUAAUGGGAUUCAUUUCUCAUCCUUCACCAUUAUGUCGGGGCCGAAUGUAUGAUGUGCUCAUGUGGAUCUACGAUAAUUACAGUGAUUCAGAAAGUCAAGCAGAUGAGGAAUCUUCACAAGUGCUGAAACUGGCAAAAGAAUGUUUACUUCAAGGACUGAUUGAUGAAAAUUCUGGACUACAAUUAAUUGUUAGGAAUUUUUGGAGUGAUGAAACUAGACUACCAACAAAUACUCUUGAUCGCAUGUUGUCCUUACUAAGGAGUUUGUACUCUGACAAAAUUGAAACUCAGUAUUUGAGUCUAGCUACAAAUUUUCUCCUUGAAAUGACAAGCAAAAGCCCAGAUUAUUCUAGGAAAAUGUUUGAAUAUCCGCUUUCAGAAUGUAAAUUUCAGGAUUUUGUAAUUGAUUCCAAUUGGCGGUAUCGAAGCACUAUUCUUACCCCGAUGUUUGUGGAGACUCAGACUUCUCAAAGUACUGUUACACAGGAAGGAUAUUUGGGCGGCCAACUAAGAGCUACUCAGCAACAAUUUGAAUUUACGCCCACCCAGAAUAUCAGUGGAAGAAGCUCUUUCAACUGGCUAAUAGGAAAUAGUGUUGACACCUUUGCAGACUCUACAAUUCCUUCCUCUUCUGAGUCAGUUUCCAUGUUGCUCAUUAACAAGCGUACAGACAGAUCUUACAAAACUGCAUUCAAACCAUUAAGUGCUAAUUUUGGAAAAAAACGACUGGGUUUGCCAGGAGAUGAAGUAGACAGCAAAACUAAAGGUACAGAUGAACACACAGAAAUUCUCAGACUACGGAGACGCUUCUUAAAAGAUCCAGUAAAGCUUAGUUUGAUCUACGCAAGAAAGGGUGUUGCUGAACAGAAACAAGAAAAGGAAAUAAAAACCCAGCUGAAGAUAAAGCAUGAUGCUCAGGUCACUUUGUACAGGAAAUACAGACAAGGAGAUCUCCCUGAUAUCCAGAUUGAAUAUAGUAGUCUAAUUACUCCCCUGCAGGUUGUGGCACAGAAAGAUCCCACAUUGGCUAAACAACUCUUCAGCAGCUUGUUUAGUGGAAUUCUGGAAGAAAUGAAAAAAUCCAAGCCUCUGGCUGAAAGAAAUAAUAUCAUCCAGCAACUGUUGCAUGACUUCAAUCACUUUUUAACCACAAGUGUGUUGUAUUUCCCACCAUUCAUAGCUUGCAUCCUGGAGAUGACUUAUCUGCACAAAGAGUUGUUAGAGCUCAAUUAUUACGGUGUAAGUACUAGUUGUUUAGCAAGUUUACAGCAACCAGUGGGCAUCCUCCUUCUUGAACAAGCUUUGGUUCACCUUUCUCCAGUGGAGCAGCAGCCUCCCUCCAAAAGAAUGCGUGGAAAGACAGAACUGUCACCUGAUGUGACCAGGUGGAUUGAACUUGCUAGGCUUUAUCGAUCUAUUGGAGAUUAUGAUGUUCUCCGGGGUAUUUUUAGUGGAAAAAUUGGAACAAAGGAAAAUACCCACAAUGCUUUGUUAGCUGAAGCAAAAAGUGAUUAUGCUGAGGCAGCUAAGCUGUAUGAUGAGGCACUCACUAAACAAGACUGGCCUGAUGAUGAGCCAACCGAAGCAGAAAAGGAUUUCUGGGAAAUUGCUUCUCUUGAAUGCUACAACCAUUUGACAGAAUGGAAAUCUCUGGAAUAUUGCUCGACUGUGAACAUUGAUAAUAGGCAACCAGCAGACCUAAAUAAAAUAUGGAGCGAUCCAUUCUACCAGGAGACCUAUUUACCCUAUGUAAUUCGCAGCAAGUUGAAGCUUCUCUUCCAUGGUGGCAGUGACCAGUCUUUACUGACAUUUAUUGACGAGGCUAUGAAAGCAGAAGAGAAGAAAGCUCUAAUAGAAAUGUAUUAUAGCCAAGAGUUGAGUCUUCUCUACAUUUUACAGAAUGAUUUCGCCAGAGCCAGAUAUUAUGUCAAAAAUGCCAUGCAAGUGUUCAUGCAGAAUUACUCCAAUAUUGAUUCACUAUUGUACCAUAGCCGUAUGAUCAAACUCCAGUCAGUUCAGGCUUUAACUGAAAUACAAGACUUCAUCAACUUUAUGAAUAAACCAAAGCAGGCUCGAUGCGAUGUCAUGCUGGACGUUCGGACGCUGCAACAACAUGGCUUCUGUCAACAUGGAGAAGAGCCAGUUCCACCCAUCCACUCGCAUACAACAUCUGGGUGCAGUCAUCGAUUCCACCCCCUGCCAGGUAUUUCUCUCCCCAGACUGCCUGACCAACCUGAGGAGCAGAGUGAAGCGCUGCCGUCAGAACAGGUCGGUGCCGAUAGUCCAUCUGUCCCAGCUCUUGGGGAUCAUGAUAUCCUGUCUGAAGGUGGUUCCCUGGGCCCAUCUGCAUGCCAGGGAACUGCAAUGUUUCUCCUUCCAAUGCAGAGAACGAAAAUCAGCAACUCCUACAGGCCCGUACGCCUCCCGAGGAAGGUGACCCGAUCCCUGGCCUGGUGGAGGUCCAAGGCGGUCACAAAAGGCUGUCUGUUCAAAGAACCAGAAAGCGUUGUUGUGACCACAGACGCCAGCCUUCUGGGGUGGGGCGCCCACUCUCAGGGUCAACUUGCCCAGGGCCAGUGGUCUCAGAGGGAGGCUGCCCACACAAUAACGCAUAAACUUUAUGAUUUUAUAUUCUGUUCUUACUGUUUCCUAUUGUGGUUUGUGAUCGUGAUCGCAAACCACAUUUCUCAUGUUAAAUUUCAGGUGAUAGCAGGGCUGAACAAGAAAGCUUUUCUUUGCUUCAGUGGAGCUGUGAAAAAAGCUGAAGAAGAGGUACAGUCCAUGUCAUUUGACCAUAUCGACAUAAAUGGAAUUAUUGUUGCUUAUAUGACAUUGGCUAAUUUCUGUGACAGCCAUCUUCGCAAAGAAGAACAAAAUUCAGCAGAUGUAAACACUGAGGAUUUGCAAAUAUUUCCAGCAAUUGUAGUGGAAAAAGUAAUAAAAGCUUUGAAACUAAAUUCAAAUGAAGCAAGGUUAAAAUUCCCCAGGCUGUUGCAAAUUGUAGAGAAGUAUCCAGAAAGGAUUUUGGAACUCAUGGCACAAGAGAUUUCUUCAAUUCCCUGCUGGCAAUUCAUUGGUUGGAUCAGCCAGUUGAUGGCAAUGCUGGAUAAGAAUGAAGCACCUGCCGUUCAGCAUACAGUAGAAGAAAUUGCUUCUAGUUACCCACAAGCAAUAGUGUAUCCCUUCAUGAUCAGCAGUGAAAGCUUUUCUUUCCCCAAAACUGCCAUAGGUCAUAAAAAUAAGGACUUUGUAGAAAGAGUGAAAAGCAACUUGUAUGAAGGAAGAGUGAUCCAAGAUUUUGUCCAUUCCUUGGAACAGCUUUCUAAUCCAGCAAUACUAUUCAAGGAUUGGAUUGAAGAUGUCCAAAAUGAGCUGGGAAAAACUAAGAAAAAUACAAAUAACAUUCAGCAAUUGUAUGAUGGGAUGUACCAAAACCUUGGAAAUUUAGAUGCUCCUGGUCUUGGGUGGUUCAGAAAGCAAUUUAUUAAUGAAUUUGGAAGGGAACUUGAUAAUCAUUUCGGAAAAGGAGGUUCAAAACUGCUAGAUAUGAACACCAGCAUCUUCAGUAAAGUUGCACUCUCUCUCUGGGCAAAGAUGAAGAAAUGUGAGAAAGAACCUGGGAAUCUAAAGGAGUGCUCCCCUUGGAUGAGUGAAUUCAAACCAGAAUUCUUGAGGACUGAACUGGAAAUCCCUGGUCAGUAUGAUGGUAAAGGAAAGCCAUUGCCGGAAUAUCAUGCAAAAAUUUCUGGAUUUGAUGAGCGGAUAAAAGUAAUGGACUCCAUCCGGAAACCAAAACGUAUAGUUAUCAGAGGCAAUGAUGAGCGGGAAUAUCCCUUUCUUGUGAAAGGAGGAGAAGACCUCAGGCAAGACCAACGCAUUGAGCAGCUCUUUGAAGUUAUGAAUAACAUUCUUUCACGAGAUGCUGCCUGCAGCCAAAGAAACAUGCAGAUAAAAACCUAUCAAGUUAUACCAAUGACGACCAGAUUGGGACUGAUUGAAUGGCUUGAGAAUACCUAUACAUUAAAAGAGUUCCUUUUGAAAAACAUGUCUGAACAGGAAAAGACUCGUUAUAAUAGCCCCGAAGGUCCUCGUGCCGACUAUAAUGAUUGGCUGCACAAGAUGGGGGAAAGAGAUGGAAUUGAACGUUACAUGACUAUGUUCAAAAGAGCUAGCCGAACAGAAACAGUGAUGUCGUUCCAGCGUCGAGAAAACCGUGUUCCUGAAGAUUUGCUAAGGAAAGCCUUUGUUAAAAUGAGUACAACUCCAGAAGCCUUGCUGUCUCUGCGAUCUCAUUUUGCCAGCACCCAUGCACUGCUGUGCAUCAGCCACUGGAUUCUUGGCAUUGGUGAUCGACACUUAUCAAAUUUCAUGAUCAGUACCGAGACUGGAGGCUUGGUGGGAAUAGACUUUGGACAUGCGUUUGGUUCAGCAACACAGUUUCUGCGACUUCCAGAAUUGAUGCCUUUCCGCUUGACUCGACAAUUUGUUAAUUUGAUGCUGCCAAUGAAAGAAUCUGGUCUUAUAUACAGUGUGAUGGUACAUUCCUUAAGGGCCUAUCGUAUAAAUCAAGAUGUACUCAUUAAUACAAUGGAUAUAUUUGUAAAGGAACCUUCUUUGGAUUGGAAAAAUUUUGAAUGGAAACAGUUGAGAAAAGGAGGUACAUGGACUAAGGAAAUAAAUACAGACAAAGUGAAUUGGUAUCCUCUACAAAAAGUAAACUUUGCAAGAAGAAAGUUGGCAGGGGCUAAUCCAGCUGUCAUUACCUGUGAUGAAUUACGUUUGGGCCAUGAGAAAUCGGAGGCUUUCAAGGAAUAUAUGUCUGUAGCACAAGGGAGCAAACAAUCCAACAUCCGUGCCAGAGAACCACAGGAUGGACUUGCAGAAGAAAUACAAGUGAAAUGCCUUAUUGAUCAAGCUACUGACCCAAAUAUCCUUGGCAGAACUUGGGAAGGAUGGGAACCCUGGAUGUAAAGGACAAAGUUGUGGCUUAUCCGUGUUUAAUUGAACUGGAGAUGAAGGCUAAAAGGACUGGAUAUUAUUUUUUAUAACCAAAAAGUAUUAAAGCAUAUAUUUCAAAUUAUAAUGUAGCAAUAUAAUUUUUUAUAUUUCUUGGCAUUUCUGUAAACUGAUUUUCAAAUUAAGUAAUGUGGGAAAUCUUGAAUUAUGCACGUUUUAAAAGUAUAUAUUAAAUUGCUGGUUUUAAUGAAAGAUACCCAAAAUUAUUACUCAAAAAGUUAGAAAAAUCUAGUAAGAAUUAGUUAUUAUAUUAACAAUGAAUAUUAAAUAAAUCUGUGAUACACUGAAUUGA
Messenger RNA from Thamnophis sirtalis, 12922 nucleotides. Lineage: Eukaryota; Metazoa; Chordata; Lepidosauria; Squamata; Natricidae. The record is from RefSeq and is a predicted model, not a curated record.